Messenger RNA from Cucurbita moschata (crookneck pumpkin), 809 nucleotides. RefSeq names its product kiwellin-like. Bases 7 to 636 code for a protein of 209 amino acids. Lineage: Eukaryota; Viridiplantae; Streptophyta; Magnoliopsida; Cucurbitales; Cucurbitaceae. The transcript has 2 exons. The record is from RefSeq and is a predicted model, not a curated record.
ACCUCAAUGGCAACCUUAGCGUUUUUCAUAUCUCUUAUUCUUCUUCCUCACCUCUCUCUAUCAACCUCUUCCUGUAACGGUCCAUGUCAAACUCUCGACGAUUGUGAUGGUCUGUUGAUUUGCAUCAACGGCGUUUGCAACGACGAUCCCGACAUCGGCACUGCCCAAUGCUCUACCGGCGGAUCCUCGCCAUCUCCGACGAGUGAUUGCCAGCCGACGGGAACCUUGGAGUGCAACGGAGAAUCCUUCCCGCAAUACGAAUGCUCGCCACCAGUGACUUCCUCAACCGAAGCUACGCUGACCAACAAUGAUUUCAGUGAAGGUGGGGACGGCGGAGCUCCGUCGCAGUGCGACGAGAUCUUCCACGACAACUCGGAACUAAUCGUGGCAUUGUCGACCGGUUGGUAUAACGGGGGCUCGAGAUGUGGGAAGAUGAUAAAGAUCACGGCGUCAAAUGGAAGAUCGGUGCUAGCUAAGGUGGUGGAUCAAUGCGACUCAGUGAAUGGGUGCGAUGCGGAGCAUGCUGGUCUGCCACCGUGUGAGAAUAAUAUAGUGGAUGGGUCUGAUGCGGUGUGGAGCGCCUUGGAGCUGGAUAAAGAUGUGGGCAAAGUGGCUGUUACGUGGUCGGAUGCUUAGGAUUCGAAACCCGUUCGAUAUCGUCGAUUAUCACGACCUAUGAAAUAAACUACAUAUCUGUAGUAACGUUUUUCGUUAGCUAUCGUAUCUAUUAUUUCUAUUCUACCGAGCUGUUUUAUCGAAUCAUUACAAUUGACGUUUAAGCUUAAAGAGAAGAUAAAGAUCUUAGUACC